AUGGCUUAUAUAUUACCUCUUACUCCAAUUUCGCCCAUAAGUUUUACCGAAGAUAUUUUACAAUGCUCUUUAUGUAAAAAGACAUUUAAAUCUAAGCGAGGUUUAAGUCAGCAUAAAGCAAUUAUACGCCGAUAUAAUUCUUCUCGCGUAGGCUUUUACAAGCUUCCAAAAAAUUUUAUAAAUGAAUUUAAAAAAACACUAGUUUUUUUAAUUCAUCGCCAACUUCCUUGUCAUUUUACCAAAAUUGGAUUAAAGGCUGUCACUGUGGCCUGCACUGAAAUGCAUCUUUGGGGGCCAGAUGCAUCAAGUAAGCUAGCGCAGGUCUUUGGUGAUACAAAUUGGAGAACCAAAUUCUAUCAUGGAAAUAAAGUAACUUCGGUGGUGACCAAUCUUGAUGAUAUAGAUACAGAAGAAGAAAAUCCUCUUGAUCGGAAGUGA
Molecule: messenger RNA, 438 nt
Organism: Rhizophagus irregularis DAOM 181602=DAOM 197198
Lineage: Eukaryota; Fungi; Glomeromycota; Glomeromycetes; Glomerales; Glomeraceae
Source: RefSeq, a predicted model, not a curated record